Messenger RNA from Pogona vitticeps (central bearded dragon), 2773 nucleotides. Lineage: Eukaryota; Metazoa; Chordata; Lepidosauria; Squamata; Agamidae. The record is from RefSeq and is a predicted model, not a curated record.
UGUUCUGGGAGUUAUAGUCCAAAAAGGAACUCUUCUUGGCUUCUUUGGGCCCUAAGAGCCUUUCCUGUUUUUGGUAUCACAACUACCGCUAUAGAAACUUAAAGUAACUGCGCUAAUCCUAAAUCAAAUUUUUUUUCUCGUUCAAUCCCGUGUGAAAAACGUCCAGCCUUCAACCCGCUUAUACUUCUGGACCCCAGGAUGUGUCUCCUUUCUCUCCCUCUGGGCCCCUGUGGUCACAGAAACAUGUAUUCAGCUGGCAGAGGGAAGAGGGAAAAAUCAGAAAAUUUCCCCCCGAUUUAACUCGCCAUAAGCGCUGAGUUAAAUACUAAGAACAAAAUUAAGCCAAAAUGCAAAGUGGAAGAGAAUGGAAAAUCCAGUGUGAUGUGAAAACUGAUCUGAAUUUGCUACUUGAAUGUCUGAAAUACCAAAUGGACAAUCCUGCUUCUCAGAAAGAAUCCUUGGUUACUAUUUAUUCCGUUUGUCAACAAAACAGUGAUGCAAGUGAUUAUUUUCGAGAAAUAGGUGGUUUGCUCUUUGUUCAUAACCUUGCAAAGUCAAGUCUGCACAGUAUGGUGAAGGAAGCUGCUUUAUUUACAUUGGGAGGUUUAGCUGAGAAUAAUGUGUUCUGCCAACAGAUGUUAUGUACUUCUGGACUAUUUGAAGACCUUUAUAUAUUCUUAACUGAUCAGAAUUCCAGUGUGAAUUUGAAAAGAUUGUCUGUAUAUGUACUACUAGUGCUGGUUUCAAAUAACAAGAGUGGGCAAACAAGUGUCAGAAAAUCUGGUUGCCUAGAUGUUCUCCUACAAUUAUUCAGAACAAUUCUUUCAGUAUCUGAAGUGAAUCUUUUGGAUCAAAAUAUUAACCAUUAUCAUCUGUGGUCUUCAGUUUGCAGUACUCUCUGUGCGUGUGUCAAUAAUCCCCAGAAUGAGGACAAUCAGAAAAUUUGCACUUUGGUUUUUCCACAUGCAAAAGACUGGCUACAAAAUUGUGUGAAGUCUCAGAUAAUUCGUCCAAUAUGCUCAUUCAUUAUGCUCACAGUUGCAAAUAAUUCAAGGAUUCAGCAAUUUUUUGUUUCUCUUGGUGGACUGGCUGUUUUGGACAAUCUUCUUGACAAACUAAUACCCAAAUCAUUUGAAAACUGUUCAAAUACAAAACUUGCAGUCAUCGUGACAAAAACCUUGGAUGCUUGCAUCGCUGAUAACCCUGUAGUUGGAGUUUCCUUGCCAAAGUAUAAUAUUGUGCCAAAAUUAUUGACACUUCUUUCUCACAACUUUCUGGAUUCAGGAGAUCGAUUUAGUCUUAUUCUUACUCUUGGACAUUGUACAGAUAACUGUGAGGACAAUCAGUACACUCUGGUGAAGAACAAUGGUCUCCCAGUUAUGAUUCAAGCACUAACUGAAUCACAGGAUGAAGAACUCUGCAAAGCUGCUAUCUUUGUGUUGCAAAACUGCAAACCAACCAUGGAGAAAUUGUCGUUGAAAUUAGCUGAACAUUCAAUAAUAGAGGAUGAUGUAGGGAAUCUGGAAGUAAGUUUGCAAAACAAAGAGAGGAAUCUUGAAGACUACAGGAACGAAGCAAAAGAAAUAUGGUAUAAAAUUAAAAGUCUUGAAAAUGAACAUCAAAAGGAGAAGAUGAGAAGAAAAGCAUUUAAUAAUGAUAAUGCUCAAGAAGCAAUUCUGCAGAAUACAUCAGUGCAUUUAAAAGCAAAUGCAAGCAAGCAACUCUCUGACAAUGGGGUGGCUUGUACAAAAACUGAAGCAAAUUCCUCAUCUCCUCAGCUGAUUAUUACAGAAUGUAUAAAAGGCUCUUCCAAGAAUGAACUACUAAAGCCUGCCAACAGAAAUCCAAUGGAUGCAUCAGUCAGUCAAAACGAACACAAUAACUGUUUUCAUUCUAAAAGCAGUAUAGCAAAAAGAAAUGAAGUCCAUUUUACAAAUAAAAGUGUUAUUUGUGAAUCUAGUAAAUCUGAGGUUCAGGCAAGGACAAUAGCUCCAGCCCAGUUGCAGGAAGUAUUGAAAGAUAAAAUGUACAUGGUCAACACUUCACGUAUCUGCAAGAAGAAACACCAUUGUAGCACAUGCGAACCUGCUAAGCAAUCUGAUGUUACAAAUAAAAACAUGACUGAACAGGUACAAAAUACAGAGCUGUUGUGUUCAAACAUAGUACCAACAAGUCAUUGGAUUUUUACUUCCAAGGAUCCUAAAAUCCCAGAACGAAGGUGCUCAGGCUGUGAAGCAGUAGGGCUUUCCUUGAAUAGCCAAAAUUUUAUUAAGAUUUUGCAAUCUUGCCAGUAUCUAUGUGAACAACACAAAAUCAUUUUAGAGAUUGAAAGGAAAUAUAAAAUGCAACUAAAAAGAGCUCUUUCAUCCAACACUUCUCUAGAUUAUAAAGACGAUCUCCAAACCAAACAGAAUAUGUACUCAGAAAAACAAUCUAGCGAGCAGAAACAGAGCUUCAAAGACCAAGAUGUGAAUGAAAAACAUACUUACUCAUUUGAAGAUGAGAAUAGUGAAAGUUGUGUGUCAGAAGUACCUGCAAUAGUUUUUAAAAAACAACAACGAAGAACUAGGAAAGAUUUUACAGCAGAAGAAAUAAAUUAUCUUUUGGAUGGCAUAAAGAAAAUGGGACAUCAUUGGAAUUCCAUUUUAUGGGCCUAUCCAUUUCAGAAGGGGCGGACAAACGUUGAUUUAGCUAAAAAAUACUUCAAAUUAAAGAAGAAUGAAAACAAAAUUAUUUGACAUGAAAAGAACAGGUUUAUCAUAAACAGGACCAA